AUGAGAAAGAUAUUAAAAUUCAGAUCAAUUAAUUGCCGUACAGGUGAUAAAUUGUGUUUACUAAAAAAAUUGAUACACACAAAAAAUGAGUUAUCACAAAUUCAUUGUAAAAAUAAUAAAAUAGGGAAUGGUAUAAUUAGCCAUCAAGAAUUAAAAAUUGGAUAUUUACAAGUAAUAAAUAAUAUAAGAAAUCAAAGUAUAUGUACUGAAAAUAAAGUCAAAGAUGAUAAUAAUUCAGCUAGCCAUUUAAAUGAAACAAUAAAUGAUAUAAAUAAUGCCGAUACAAAAUUAAAUUAUAAUAUAUUAAAUGAAAAUGAAUUAAAAGAUGAUAUAGACAAUGAUUUUGAUAAAGAGGAUAAUGAUAUAAAAUAUGAUGGAAAUAACAACUCAAAUUUGGGUGAUACAAAAUUUGAAGAUAACGAAUUUGAAAAUUAUAACAAAUUUAAUAGGUAUGAAAGGAAAAAUAAUAAAGAGGAUGAUGAAAAUGGAUUUAUUAAUUAUAAAAAUAAUGUUAAUAGUAGAAACGAAAGAGGAAAUUAUCAAAAAAAAAAUAAUUAUAAUUUAAGAAAUGAUUAUGAUAAUAAUACAGAUAACAACAUGGAUGAUUAUAAUAACAAUUAUAUGAAAAGAGAUGACCAUAAUUCGAAAUAUUCGAGAAAUUUAAACAACUCGGAUAGAUAUUCAAAAUUAGGAGAUAAUUUAAAAGAUAUAGAAUGGAAUAAAAUAAAAGUAAAAAUAGAAAGACAAAACUUAUUUAAUGUUAAUGAUAAUAAGUUAAAAAAAUUAUCAAAUGAAGAAAUACAAAAUGAACUAAAAAAAAAUAAUAUAUAUGUAAAUAAAGAUUUAGUAUUAAAUAAUUUUAUAACCAAUUUUUCAGAUUUAGAUUUUCAUGAAUCAAUAUUAAAUUAUUUAAAUGAAAAAUUUAAGGAACCAACAGCUAUUCAAAAAAUUACAUGGCCUAUCGCUUUGUCAGGAAAAGAUUUAAUAGGAGUUGCUGAAACAGGAAGUGGAAAAACCUUAGCAUUUGUUUUGCCAUGUCUUAUGCAUAUAUUGAAACAUAAACAAAAAGAAAUGGAAGAAAAUGGGGUUGAACCUAUAAAAAAUAAUGAAGUAAAAUUAUCUGAGAAUGAUAAUAAUGACAAUAAUUAUGAUCCUGAUUUUGAAAAAGAAUUUCAAAAUGAUGAUAGUGAAAAUCGUAAAACAUAUGGAUUAAUUUUAUUACCAACACGAGAAUUGUGUAUGCAAGUAUUAAAUGAAAUUAAAAAUUUCGAGAGCGAAUUAAAUUUAAAAGCUGUUGCAGUAUAUGGAGGUGUACCGAAAUAUUUCCAAAUUAAUAAUAUAAAAAAAGGAGCCGAUAUAAUUGUUGCAACUCCAGGAAGACUUCUUGAUUAUUUAGAAAAUGGAAUCAUAAAUUUAUUAAGAUGCAUCUAUGUAGUUAUUGAUGAAGCAGACAGAUUACUUGACAUGGGAUUUGAAAAACAAUUAAGAAAAAUAAUGACACAAAUUAAUAAAAAUAAACAAUUAUUAUUUUUAACGGCAACAUGGCCUGAACAAGUUAGAAAGCUUGCAUAUGAUUUUUGUUCAUUUGAUCCAGUAAAAAUUCAAAUCGGAAAAAGUGAAUUAACAGCAAAUAAAAAUAUAGAGCAACAAGUAAUAGUUAGCUCAUCAAUUGAUUUAAAAAAAAAAUUACUCGAUUGGUUAAAAGAUAAUUAUGAAAAUAAUAAAAUUCUAAUCUUUUGUGAUACAAAAAGAAAUUGUGAUAAUUUAUGUAAAGAAUUACGAUAUCAUCAAUAUAAUAGUUUAUCAAUACAUGGAGAUAAACAACAAAGAGAAAGGGAUAGAAUAUUAAAUAAUUAUAAAAAUGAUAGAUGUAAUAUAUUAGUAGCAACCGAUGUAGCAUCAAGGGGGUUAGAUAUUAAAAAUAUUUCGAUUGUUAUUAAUUAUGAUAUACCAAAUACGAUUGAAGAUUAUAUUCAUAGAAUUGGACGUACAGGUAGAGCAGGUAAUAAAGGAAAAUCUAUAUUAUUUUUUCCAUAUGAUUAUUAUGUUCCACAAAAACAAAGAUUUGCAAAAGAGUUGGUAAAAUUGUUAAAUAAAACAAAUCAACAAGUUCCUAAAGAACUUAGAGAAAUUGUAAGUACACGAUGA
Plasmodium yoelii is the source of this 2148-nucleotide messenger RNA. Its product is annotated as DNA helicase 60, putative. NCBI's taxonomy places the organism in Eukaryota, Apicomplexa, Aconoidasida, Haemosporida, Plasmodiidae. The transcript has a single exon. Bases 1 to 2148 code for a protein of 715 amino acids. The record is from RefSeq and is a predicted model, not a curated record. Gene Ontology annotation, molecular function: RNA helicase activity; RNA binding; ATP binding.